AUGACAUCGAAUGGCUCUUACAAUCGAAAUGACGUUUACCAAGGCUCCUAUGGACGCUCAAAUUAUUCUUAUGGGGAAACAAACCCGAUCCCCAUGCAUACAAACCAAGCUCCACCACCAUACAGUGAAUUUUUUCAAGAACCACCAUUGCAAUAUUCGCCACAUAACUAUCCCUAUAUUCAGCAAGCUUUACCUCCAACACAAAUGGCCAACUAUAACUUUCUUCAUGUGCCUCCUGCGCACCCCAAUUUUCAAAAUUUUCACCAAACGUUUAAUGUAACACCCACGCAACACUACUAUUCUCAAAACAACCAACCACAUUACAUUCAGCAACGACAUUACACUCAACAACCGCAAUACCUUCGGCAAUCUUUUGUUCGACAGCCUUUUACUCGACAACACUUUAAUCCAUAUGCUAGUCCAUCACGUGAAUAUAACAAUCGUUUUCAAGGUCGGGGCCGUGGAAAUUUCCGCAAUAAUCGUCACGUUCAAUCUCGUCGUGGGCGCACAAUCGACCUUCAUUCGGUCUCAGGCGGGAGAGGAAAUUUCAAUAGAUUCGGGAGACGCUCGCGACAGCAAAGACAACCAAUUCGUUCACGAAUGAACAAACCCGACAUCUAUAUCACCAAUGCUGAGAAUGUUUCAGAAAAGAUAGAUUUAUCAUCCAUUGAUUUUUUUUCUACCGAAGGAAAAGAAAAUAAGUAUCAGUACCAUCGUUCAGAUACAAUUAUCUUUUACCCAGUUCACGCAGUCUCCAUACGGGAAAAUCGAUCUGAAGGUCGUAUUUGUGUGAAGAAGAAACAAACAGGCUCCUCAGAACCGCCUAGAAGAAUGUGUGAAAAUUGUGAGCGCAUUGAAACCGGAAGGAAAUGGUGCAGCUGUUAUAAAGCAAUUUUUGAAAGAAAUUUUAUAAAUUGGUCAAGUGGAUAUGAAAAUAUUGAUCAUUUUCUUCGCAAAGCACAACAAGAAGCGAAUAGCGUGUGUGAAUUACUGGAGUGGAUCCCCUAUAACAGGUUGAGGAACAUUCUUUUCGUUAAAAAAGGAGGAUUUGGCGCUGUUUAUUCUGGAAUUUGGUGUGAUGGAAGAAUUCAGAGAUGGGAUGGCAAUUCGGGAGACUGGCAAAGAUACGGAGAAGAAAAGGUGGCAUUGAAAAGCUUGAAAAUCUCUGAAGACAUUUCUAAUAAAUUUUUGUCCGAGUUGGAGAAAUACUACAUUUGCACCAAGAAGGUUUCCCACGUACUUCGAAGCUUCGGUAUAACCAAAAACCCGAAAAAUAAUGAACUAUACAUGGUCAUGGAAUGGGCCGAAAAUGGUAAUCUCCAAGAGUAUCUGCAAAAGAAUGGCCGCAUGAAUGGUCGUAGGAUGACUUGGAUCAACAAAUUGAAUUUACUCGACAGCAUAGCAAAUGGACUUGAAACCAUCCAUAGGGAAAAACUAACCCAUGGAGACCUUCACAGUGGGAAUAUAUUAAUUAACCGCGAAGGAAUCGGUUGGUCUACUAGGGAUGACAGGAUCUCAUUGAAUAAUCGAGAGGGUUGCGAUCUAGCGUUGACGUCCCCGUCGUGCAACCCGGGUGUCGUUUUUUUCGAACGAUAG
Acaulospora morrowiae is the source of this 1596-nucleotide messenger RNA. NCBI's taxonomy places the organism in Eukaryota, Fungi, Glomeromycota, Glomeromycetes, Diversisporales, Acaulosporaceae. The record is from the annotation of a GenBank genome assembly.